AUGAUUAGUAGACAUGUAAAGGGGCGUGACUAUAUUGAAGAAGACUAUGGUGAUAUGUAUAUGGAAUGUAAUAUUAGUAGACAUGUAAAGGGGCAUGACAAUAUUGAAGAAGACGAUGAUGAUGAUGUUGAUGAUGAUGAUGAUGAAGAAGAUGAUAACGACUAUGACAGUGCAGAUGAUGAAGAAGAUGAAUAUGCCUGUGAUUAUGAUGGGGUAGAAGAAGAAGAAGAAGAAGAGGAGAAGCCUGAAAAGAAGGUUCAGAUGCAGCAUCGGAGUUCAGUGGCGCCAGUAAAUGGUGUGGCAGCAGCCACAGCUACUGGUGGCGCCACCUCCACAGCUGCUCCUGGUGGUGUUCAGAACCAGUUCAAGCCAAUGUCUCUGUACGUAGGGGACUUAGACUUCAAUGUGACUGAUACACAGCUGUACGAGCUGUUUAACCAAGCGGGUCAGGUUGUUUCGGUUAGGAUUUGUAGGGACCUUUGCACUCGGAGAUCCCUUGGUUAUGGCUUCGUCAACUACAGCAACCCUCAGGAUGCUGCAAAGGCAAUGGAGAUGUUGGACUACACUCCUGUUAACGGAAAGUCCAUUAGGGUGAAGCACUCUUACAGUGAUCCCAAUUUUCCUAAGAGUCGAACAGCAAAUUUAUUUGUCAGGAAUUUGGACAGGUCAAUUGACAGCAAAGCUUUACAUGACACCUUUUCAAGCUUUGGUGACAUUCUUUCUUGCAAGGUAGUUACUGACUCUAAUGGCCAGUCAAAGUGCUAUGGUUUUGUACAAUUUGACAACGAUGAAUCUGCUCAAAGUGCCAUAGAUAAGUUAAAUGGUGCACUCAUCAAUGAUAGGCAAGUGUAUGUUUCACAUGCCCUUCGCAAAGAGAAGAGUGGCAGAGCACAAGCUGGGUAAGGUCAAUGGGGUGGUGAACGUCCUCCAGAGUGCAAGCAACAGUAGUUUGUGGUUGCACACUAGGCCAAAAGUUAUGGGGAAGCACCAAUAUAAUCUUGGAGCCCUUGGUUUAUAAAUUUACCUUUGCCUCAUUUUUGUAUGCUCAGUUUUCCUCUCCGUUUAUUCCUUCUCCUAUUAUCCUCUUUAGUCUUUACUUGUUGUUAGUGAUUUUGUAAUCUCAAGGCUCAAGGGGGUUUUUGGUUGCCUGUGGUUCGCUUUUUGUUAUCAUGAUAUGUUUGGCCUUCUUCCGCGUCUCUUACUAAUCACCCUCCUUUCUGCUGUCCUAUGUAGUUUGUUUACAGCUAUGAUCUUUAUCGUGAAGGUUAAUAGAUGAUCCAAAUUUUUAGUAUAUAUAUGUACUUGCUGCUGUGUAAAUUUCUAUUUAUAAUCCCAUUUCAGAUAUGUAAAUAUGUUUUCUA
Lycium ferocissimum is the source of this 1361-nucleotide messenger RNA. Its product is annotated as polyadenylate-binding protein 2-like. Gene Ontology annotation, cellular component: cytosol. Lineage: Eukaryota; Viridiplantae; Streptophyta; Magnoliopsida; Solanales; Solanaceae. The transcript has 2 exons. The record is from RefSeq and is a predicted model, not a curated record. Bases 1 to 903 code for a protein of 300 amino acids. Gene Ontology annotation, molecular function: mRNA binding.